This is a messenger RNA of Acyrthosiphon pisum (pea aphid), 591 nucleotides long. RefSeq lists its product as uncharacterized. Bases 1 to 591 code for a protein of 196 amino acids. The record is from RefSeq and is a predicted model, not a curated record. NCBI's taxonomy places the organism in Eukaryota, Metazoa, Arthropoda, Insecta, Hemiptera, Aphididae. The transcript has 2 exons.
AUGGUCGACUUUGAAAAAGGUGCAAUGAAUGCAAUAACUUCUGAAUUUCCUGAAGCAAAACUAAAAGGUUGUUUCUUUCAUUUGUCGCAAUGUAUUUGGCGAAAAAUUCAAGCCGCAGGCCUCCAAAAAAAAUAUAUAGAUGACGUAACUUUUGCUCUACAGAUUCGUAAACUACCAAGCUUAGCUUAUGUACCAGAAAAUAAGGUUAUUGAGUCUUAUGAAAAAUUGUUGGACACCAAAUACUUUAUUGAAAAUGACGAACUACUAUCACCAAUUCUUAAUUAUUUUGACGAUACUUGGAUAGGACAUUUACCAAGAACAAAUAAUGCUGUUGAAGGAUGGCACAAUUGUUUUACAUCGAUCUUAAAUCAAUGUCAUCCAAGUAUAUGGAAAUUUAUAUUAGCAUUGAAAAAAGAGGAAAACACGAAUAAAAUAAAAAUCGAACAAUAUAUAGCUGGAGAAUGUCCACCAGCAAAAAAAAAGUAUCAAGAUAAAGCUCAACGUCUAAAGCAAAUAUGCUAUGAUUUUGAAAAUAGAUCUAUCGACGACUAUUUACAAGGAAUAGCUCAUAAUUUUCAAUUGCAAUUGUAA